UCUGUUUACGCUCGAUCAUUCUAAUCUCCAAGUAGGAACAAAUAGUAGUGAUAUAUGCUUUCUUCUUGCACGGUUGUUCAUUCGUGAUCCAUUUCUCUUUCUCUCGCCUAGCUUUUAAAAUAUAAUGUAUAUGUAUAUAUAUAUAUAUAUAUAUAUAUAUAUAUAUAUAUAUAUAUAUAAGUAAAGAAUAAAUUAUGUGUAUUUGAUAAUUUUUAUAUGAAUUUUAUUUGUUUAUAUUUGACAAUGUUGUCGAAAGUGUUUCGUUUCAUGACCUCGAUCAAAAUAUGUCAAAGGUUCGAUAUGUGCAAAGUUGCUUUAGUAGUACAAACGAAUCAGAAGUGUAACUUCAGUAAUAAACUGACUUAUGUAGUACCCACUAUGAUGGCUCUUUGGACUUUUCAAUCCACAAAAGACAAAGAGAAAGAGAAAGAGAAUAAUAACGAAGUAAAAAAAAUUGCUACGAAAGAAAGUUAUAUUAUAACGGCAGAUGUUUUGUUUGACCAAGGCUUAUACAAGCAAUUAUAUAAACAUUUAUCAAAUUACAAGCAUAAUGAGGACGUAGAGAUUCUAUGGCGUUUGAGUAGGGUUUUAUAUAAUUUGUCAAAGACAGCUAAUGAAUCAGAAGCAAAAGAAAUGAUUCUAGAAGCUUAUAAUUUUAUACAAACUGCAAUUAAUAUCAAAGAGGAUCAUUAUGCUGUACAAAAAUGGAUGUCAAUAUUACUUGAUAGUAAAAGUGCUAUGGAAGGCAUGAAGUCUAGGAUACAACAGUUAUACAGCAUUAAGAAGCAUAUGCUUAGGGCAAUAGAAUUAAAUCCAAAGGACCCUACUACUUUGUACAUGCUUGGCAGUUGGUGUUAUCAAGUAUCUGAUUUAGCAUGGUAUCAAAGAAAAAUUGCAUCAUUAGUAUUUGAAGAACCUCCGAAUUCAUCCUUUGAAGAGGCAUUAAUAUAUUUUGAAAAGGCAGAAGAAACAAGUCCUAAUUUUUAUAGUUAUAAUUUACUUAUGCUUGCAAAAACUUAUUUAAAAUUAGGUAGGAAAGAAGAUGCUCUCAGAUAUUUAAAAUUAACCACAGAAUAUCCGACUACAACCCACGAAGAUGUUCAAGCUAAGAAAGAAGCACAAGAAAUGUUGAAUGCUUUUUAAAGCUUCGUCAAAUAUUUUUCUUAAUAUUCAAGUGCACAAGUAUGCCUUCCUGUUCAGAUUGGAAUUACAAAGAUGAAGGUUGUAUAAAAAUUUCUAUGCACAAUAUCAAAAAUAUUUCUUCAUAGUUCAUAUUUAAUAUUUUAUUAUAUUUAAAGUAUAAAAUACGAAAAAGAAACAUUUACACAUUCAUAUAAAAGAAACACAUAGAUUGGAUUUAUUACAAUGUUGGUUUACAAUAUUGAUAUGUUGCUAUAUAUAUUAUAUAAGUUAGAUUUUUGAUAUGCAUUUAUUAAAAUAUUUUUUGUAAAGUCAUGUAUAAAAAAUAGUACAGGAAGUUAUUACAUUUUUAAUAACUUUUUUAAUUUUAAUACUGAAAGAGUAAAUCAUUAGAAAUGUUGAAAAAAAAGAAUUUUAUACAUGAAUUUACAUCGUUAUGUAUCUCUUUCUCUCACACACACAUGCACACAUAUUCUCUCUCUCUCUUUCAUUUUCUCAUGCUUAUAUUAACUAUUAACUAUUUUCAAUUAAAAUAAUUUAAUUAUAGAUUUUAUUUUAACGAUCUAAAUUUUCUUCUAAAUUAUUGUGAACAUCAGGUGGUUCGUUCACUGAUGGCUCUAUUCUUUCUUCCAUGAGAUUUUCUUCCAAGAAGAUUGGUUCCGGCUGAUCUUCUAGUGGAAUUGCUUCCAAUGGUGGUGGAUUUAUUUGCCCUUCAUCUUCUUCUUCAUUUCUUUGUUCAUAUCGAUUUACAACUUGUUGUGCUGCAAGUUGUAAAUAUCUCAUUUCUCGUCUUCUUCGUUCUAUACGUUCUUGUUCUUUUUGUUGGAAUUCCAUAUGUUGAAAGUAUCGUCUUCGUCGAUACUCUCGUCUUAUGGCAUCCGGUUCCCUUUCUUCUAGUCCGAUUGGUAGAUCAUUUUCGAUAGGUAUUUCAUCAUCAAUUUCAACAUAACUAGGGCCAACGUGAUGAAUCGGAUGUUCAAUCGGUACUGGGAAGUGCACAUGAUGUCUGUUGCAAGUGCAAGAAAUUGCCAUCCAAAUAUAAUUUGACGGUAGUUGUGGUAGUGUUAAUUGUAAAAUUUCUUCUGGAUAUUCAUCGUCGUUGUUUGGUAGAAGAAAAUAGUUUGCUGCCAUCAUUCCGUUCAUUUUUGAUAAUUGAUGUAUCUGUACAGAAAAAAGUUAUUUUUAUAUUUAAUUAUUUAUUUUAUAUUGGCCAAGAGAUAAAUUUAAUAAUAAUAUUAAUAAUAAUAAUAAUAGAAUAAUUCUGGAUGAGGAGAUGACUCAUUCUUAUAUGUUGUAAAUAUAGUCAGAUUUUCAAAUAUUUUUAAUAGUAGAACUGACAAUUAUUAAAAGACAAAAAAAAGAACUAUUAAACAAUACUGUUUGUUUGUUUUUAAUUAAGAAAUUAGAUAAGUUGUUUUUAAUGUAGAGAUUAAAUACUCGUUUUUAAAGACCUGGAACUAUCCUACUAAUAUUUAUUUUUGCAAUUAGAAUCAAAGUAUAAUCUAAAAAUUUCUUUUUGGAUAUUAAUUUGUUAUAUUUAUAAAAAAAAAAAAAAAAAAAAAAAAUGAGUCGAUCGUUAAUUCAUUACAUUAAAUAAAUUCACAUAUAUCACUCACAAUUUUCAAUUACUUAUUAAUUACAAUCACACAAGAUUUGCUUAUUUAUUAUUAUGGAAAAAAUUGGUAUAUUUCACUAUUAAAAAGAAUUCAAUCGUACUUACAUUUUUUCUUUUUUCACAGAAACUAUAUAGUGUACUAGUAUCGUAGUGUGUUAGACUGGAGUAUGGUAUUUGACAGAAGAAACCAAAGUUUGAAUCUGACACGAUGCGUCUCAGUUGAAAAUUUGAAAAUAACUGGUAAAUUGAAGAAAAUUUACCCAUUUAUAUAGUAGUUUUUCCCCACCACUGCAAUUCAUAAAUGAUUCUUUUUUCUUUAUUUCGCCUCUUCAGGUAUAGGUAUUUGCUGCAGGUAUACGUAUUUACGUAUGGUAUAUACCUGAUGUUUCUACUUAGAUUUAUUAGUUUAUUGAAUUUCUUGACGUUUUACAAUCACGGUGAAAGCUUCAAUAAAAUCAUAUAACAAUGUCUGUGUGUCAGAAAUACGCAGAGAAAUUUAGUAAUUGGUAAAUACAUCAACUAUAAAUGUAUGUACACAUAUAGUUUUACACUCAUACACACGCAGCAACACACAACACACGAGUAUAGUCUAUUUAUAAUAAAAAAUAAAUAAUAAUUUAUGCAACAUAUCUAAGAGUAAGAGAAAAAA
Vespa mandarinia (Asian giant hornet) is the source of this 3404-nucleotide messenger RNA. Its product is annotated as regulator of microtubule dynamics protein 1. The record is from RefSeq and is a predicted model, not a curated record. Gene Ontology annotation, cellular component: cytoplasm; spindle microtubule; mitotic spindle pole. Gene Ontology annotation, molecular function: microtubule binding. Lineage: Eukaryota; Metazoa; Arthropoda; Insecta; Hymenoptera; Vespidae.